AUGUCACCAACGCAUCACAAGAAGUCGGUGAAGAUGAAACAACAGGCUGUUGUCGGUACCUUAGGUGAAGCCGUGACUAACGGCGCUUCUCCUUAUGCUACUGCGCUUGCCUUUGAGCCCCAUCUCCAGUGGAAGCGUUUCACCGGGAAGAUCGGCAUCUGGAUGUACGUCGUGCUCAAGAUCCAACUCGUCCUGUCAACGAUACGCAGAACACAGUCACGCCGGUCCAUCAACCUGUGCAACCCACUUGCCACCACCAAGCUGGUUUCUGCACUUCAAGUAUUCUCGUUCCCUGGCAAAAUACUACAGUUUGAUAUUACCCAGACAACACCGUUCUACAUCACAACCACCUCUCCAGGCGGCGACUCUCCCACCAUCGUUCCCGUCAUUUUCCCGCUCGACAAUCCUUUACCGGUCAUAUGCUUCGGAUGCAUCAUUUCUUUCCCUCCCAAUCUUGUACUCAACACCCCUCGAUUUUGCAUCCAGUUUCUUGGUUUGAAGAUCGGCAACUGUCCCCCAAAGAAGGAUAAUGGCGGCAGCAGCGACGGCGACGACGACGGCGGUGACAAUGAUGAUGAGGAAUCGAAGUCGAAAACAAAGGACGAGGCUUCAUCGGAUAAGUCAACCGCAACUUCCACGUCAACCUCAACUUCAACUUCAUCCUGCACCACCAUCGUAACAGCAACCCACCAGAGCGUCUUCUGCUCUGUGACCGUCACUCAAGGGCCUGGAAGUCAGCAGAUUUCUCAGACAGUUGGCACCUGCAUGACCAGCGCCUACACCACAAUCACAGGCUGCAGCGCGAUGCCGGUAGCAACAACGGUAACAGCAACAUCGACAACAACAACCAAAUUCCCGGAGCCGACAUGCGAGUUUUGGACUUGCGGCGGCGGCGCCUGCCCUGCGAGGACCAAAUCAAGACCCAAGGAACAGGUUCUGAACGCCUUGGGGAAACGCGGGAUCCCGGCUCAAGGCGAAUGGCCGGACCCGAGCGACAUGGAUGAAGACUUCGACAGAUUCAUCGGCGACCAGCUGGCAAUCAUCGAAGACUUUACGCCAAUUCCUGCAAUACACACCGGAUACGAGCCCAAGAUCGUGGAGCACGCCACUGGCAUGACUACGUCUAACUACGUUCUCUUCCAAAGACAAGUCACGGCACUUGCAUUGCAAGGCCUCUAUGGCUGUACCGCCGUCGUCAUCGUGUCUCAGCGUGGCGCAUGGGCAGCUCAUAUUUGGGAGACAGACAUGGAUAACAUGAACCGGUACAUCAACAGGAUACAGACGGGAAUCAAUUUCGGACUUCAUCCCCAACCCGGCCGCCCGGGUCAUGACGUUUUCAAAUAUGGCUUGGCUGAUUUGUACGGGGAGCCCGAACUUGGUCCUGUGGGUACAAUGUUUGGCGAAACCGAUGAUUACUCCCAAUGGACAAUGUCUCCACGCGACCUCAACACGCGAGCCUUCAUCAUCGCUCCUCGUGAAAGGGUCGAAAGAAUGGUGGCCGGCAUGAUCGUUCCCGAAUCGAUUGUCAACGAUCCAAAUUCCAACGUGGGUAUCCUCAUGUAUCCUGAAACAGUCGAGAAGCUCAAGAGCCUCAUUCUUGAGAAUUUCGACGACAUCCCAGUAGAGAUCGUUGAGUACUCACCGGCCGUUGUGUCAUACGCGAUCUUCAUGGAAUACAUCAGCCCACAUACGACUGCGGAAAGGCGAAGACAACUCGAGAAAGAAGUCCCAGAAUAUCACACUUACAACCAGUUUCUCGAACCUAAUGGGAAACUUCUUCUUCAGUAUCGGCCAGCCAGAACGUGCAACGAUCAGGCUGCUUGGAGGCUUUUUAUUGAGGACCACCAGGUCGGCGGCCGGACUGAUCAAUGGACCCCGAACGAGGGUCAGAUCUUCGAACGCCUGUUCGUCAACCACCUCAACCAAGUCGGAAGAAAGCACGCCAACGCCCGGACGCCUCAUGCCUCUGUCUCCAUCAUCCUCGUCUCCAUCGACCGCGACAGAAGAGAGCAAGCCAACCUCCGGGCGUCUCAUGCCGCUAUCUCCAUCGACUUCAAGUUCUUCCUCAUCGCCUUCUCCUCCAUCAACCAAAUCAAAAGAGAGCAAACCAACUCCUCCACCACCACCACCUCCUCCUCCUCUUCCAAAGCCCACCGCAGGAGUCGCCAUUUACUGGCAACCAAGGUAAACCUCGGAUCCGCCAUACCACGCCACGACAUCAAGGAGCAGCCGUGGCCGCCCAGCUUGAAAGACUUGAAAACGGCACACAACCGUAAGGACUGUAAGUAUGUUGCAGAUGACAACGGCCCCGGCAAGUUCUCGUGUGAUGGGCUGUCCGAGUUCAAGUGUGAGAAGGAUCCGUCUUAUGAUGCUGGCAAGCUCUCGUCGUCUGUGAGCUGUGGAUCGGGGAUCAAUCAGAGCAGCUGGUACUCCAUCGUCAUCUGUUGGUUUCCUACGAAGUGA
Molecule: messenger RNA, 2463 nt
Organism: Colletotrichum karsti
Lineage: Eukaryota; Fungi; Ascomycota; Sordariomycetes; Glomerellales; Glomerellaceae
Exons: 8
Coding region: 1-2463 (820 amino acids)
Source: RefSeq, a predicted model, not a curated record